CGCUUCAGUGUACAGACAAGGCUACACACAAUUCCUGCCCAUCUUUCUGGGCUUGCCAAAAACAUUCAGAGAGGAGCCACUGCGGAGGUUAAUAAUUUUCCUUGGUGGACAAAGCCAAAGAAGCUAAGCUCUGAAGUCAGAACCAUCAACCUACUGUUCAUUAUUUGAGGAGCUGUAUUUGCCUGGUGGUUGUCCUCUCUUGUCAAGCCAUCUCCAAUAAAUCUGCACGUGGCAAAUUUUGGGACCCACAUCUCGACAUCUUGCAUUUUCCUUUGGCCCUGGUGACGUUCCGGAGGACACAUCUUCUACUGCUGUCCCUACAGAUGCACUGUUGGGUCACUACCAAAAGGAAUAUGUGCUAGAAACUAAAAUCUGCUCUAAAAAAAACUGCUCAACUUCGAGUGUAGAAGAUGAGCAAUGAAGACGAGUUUUACGACGCCGUCACAGUUCUUGCCUUGGACAGGCCUGGACUCAGACGAGUCGUGUGAAGGGUUGUCUGAGGCCAGUUUCAAAGAUGCCAGAGGGUUCGAUGGCAGCAUUCAGAAGAACAAUGGAUCAGUACCACAAGAGAACGGCAUCAGGAAACACAGGACAUCUUUACCAGCACCCAUGUUUUCCAGAAACACGGUCAGCAUCUGGAGUAUCCUCAAGAAAUGUAUUGGACUGGAGCUGUCUAAGAUCACGAUGCCCAUCGUCUUCAACGAGCCUCUGAGCUUCCUGCAGAGGAUCUCAGAAUACAUGGAACACACUUACCUCAUCAACAAAGCCUGCUCGCUGUCCGACUCCAUAGAGCGCAUGCAGUCAGUAGCUGCUUUUGCUGUGUCAGCAGUUGCGUCUCAGUGGGACAGAACUGGAAAACCCUUCAACCCACUGCUGGGAGAGACCUUUGAACUCAUCAGAGAGGAUCAGGGUUUCCGGCUGGUGUCAGAGCAGGUUUCCCAUCAUCCUCCGGUCAGUGCCUUCCACGCAGAGAGCCUCUCCGGGGACUUCGUCUUCCACGGCUCCAUCUAUCCCAAACUCAAGUUCUGGGGCAAGAGUGUCGAGGCAGAGCCAAGAGGAACAAUCACACUAGAACUUCUAAAGCACAACGAAGUGUACACAUGGAGUAAUCCUUACUGCUGCGUGCAUAACAUCAUCCUGGGCAAGCUGUGGAUAGAGCAGUACGGAACAGUGGAAAUAGUCAAUCACAGCACCGGGGAGAAGUGUGUGCUGAAUUUUAAGCCAUGUGGAAUGUUUGGCAAGGAGCUGCACAAAGUAGAGGGAUACAUCCAAGAUAAGAAUAAGAAGAAGCUCUGCGUAAUCUAUGGGAAGUGGACUGAGUGCAUGUGGAGCAUCGACCCUCAGGAGUACGAGAUCUACAAGAAGUCGGACAAGAAAGGCGACAAGAGCAAAAAGAAUGAGGAGCUUCAAAAAGCUGAGAAUGACGAAGCAGACGACAUGCCUGAAAUCCAGGAAACUGUGUCUGUUGUACCAGGAAGCACUCUGUUGUGGAGGAUAGAGUCCAGACCAGCACACUCUGCUAAGAUGUACAACUUCACAAACUUUGCGAUGGCUCUCAACGAGCUGGAGUCUGGCAUGGGAGCCAUUUUGGCCCCCACCGACUGUCGCUUCAGGCCCGACAUCAGAGCCAUGGAGAAUGGAAACAUAGACGAGGCGAGCAAAGAGAAGGAGAGACUGGAAGAAAAACAGAGAGCUGCCAGGAAGGAGAGAGCCAAGGACGAGGAGGAGUGGACAACUAGGUGGUUCCAGAUGGGCACCAACCCAUACACCGGCUCCCAGGAGUGGAUCUACAGUGGCGGCUACUUCAAUAGGAACUACCAGAACCUGCCCGAUAUAUACUGAUACUCUGCUAGCCUUCAUCUUUCUCCUCUUCCUGCUCCUCCUCCUCAUCAUCAUCGUCUUUAACCUGCGUUUUCAUUUUUUCAUUUUUGGCCCAUCAUGAUGCAAGGAGAAUUGCUAAAAAUGCAUCCUUGAAGGGUGAUGCUUUUGGAAAGAAGCCAAACGCCUGCCAUUACGUUCAACAUCUCGAAGAGAAUCGGUGACCAUCAAACGUCUCUUCUCUGCCUUGAUGCUGUAAAGAACACAAUAAUCACUUAUUCCCCGGGCAAUCUCAGCAGCGGAGAGCUGGGAACGUACCGAGUCACACAUCUGCUCUGAAUGUUUAACAUCUUUGCAAUCAGACUUUUUCCUUUCAGCUGCCAUACCUCUGGUCAGCUGCUCGUGACUUAUAAAUACACAGAUAAACGUACAUAAGUGGAAACAAUAACUUGGACGUCGCAAACCUCGCGAUGGAUUUGUGGAUUUAAACGGACUCCCAGUCAACAAGGAAAUCAAGGAUGUGAAAGUUCCUUUGACUGAAGACGGAUUUUCGCUCUGAAAGACUCGAAACACUCACAGAUUAAUAUAGAGGACGUUCUGCUCUCAAAGGAACAAACGUUUGCAUCUACUGUUGGUUCGGUUAGUCACAGCAAGCAAUGUCUGCAUCCCACAUCCCUGAAACGCCUAGUGUUUCCCCCCUCGAGUCGCCUGAUAACACUGAAGUCGCAUCACAGAACUCCAAAGCAAGCUCAAAAAUGAAGGUCCUCCUUGCUUUAAGCUGCGGCUCUGUUGUGUGUUUGUAUGAAGUCAUUUUACUAACCAGAAGAUGUAGGCAGGAUAGCUUUUGCAGCUCAUUCAUAAAAUAAAAAUAAAUGUUCAAGAGCUGGGUUUGUACGCAACAAAGGGAAAUGCGAGUCAUUGGGAUCAAAAGGUAAUCCCUGAAAUAGUUUUUCUUUUCUUCUUUUAUGCAUUAACAGAAGACUAUAUGUAAACAUGAAUGCACUCAAACUCAGUUGCUAGAAGCCUGGAAAAUGACAUUUAAAGAUACUUGUUUACUUUUACGCCUCUAGGUUAUUGUUGAUGUUUAACGUACACUGCUCAAAAAAAUAAAGGGAACACUUAAACAGGUGUUUCACACUUAAAGUGUUCCCUUUAUUUUUUUGAGCAGUAUAGAUUUAUAAACAUGAUUACACCGCAACCUCGAUGAACUAAUAAUCCAAAAACAAGAAAAGCUUCAACAUCUGCUUUUUAAAAAAAUUUUAAACAACCUACUUGUGCGUCCGCAUUCGAUCCUGAAUGACUAACUUGUUUUAGAAGAUCUUGACAUUACAUGUACAUAUUUAACAGUUUAGUCGCGUCUUGCUGGGGAAACAUCCGAAACAGAAAAAAAUCUCAAGUGUAAGGCGGUGGAUACACAUUGGUCUCGUGCAUGCGUGUGUAAAUGUUCAGAAACACUUUUAAGUCAUUCUAUGGAGAAAAAAAACAAACAAAAAAAAUACAUCACAAAGAGUUAAUUUGCUGCGAAAAAGGGGGAAAUAAUGAAAUCAGUCGACCGAGGUGGUUUUUUGAAUCUUGAAAACGUAACCACCAUUAAUACAACAGAAGCUUAAAAUAGCAACAAAAGAUACAAAACAAAAUGUAAAAUUAGCUUAAAAAAAUGUGCAUUGAUUGUAGUUAUUUUUUUUCGUCCUGCUACAGGUGUACAUAUCCAUCGGUGCCUUGGGGUCCGUCAUCCAAAAAUGGAUCAGCUGAGAACAAACACACCUACCAAGAGAAUGAAAGCACAGAUGGAUUAAAAGCUCCAGAACUGAUUGGGUUUAACAACCGGUCAGAAGUGUGCUCUGGGGUUAAAACAGCGGGGCAACUUCCUGCUUUGAGUUCCAAUAUUACCACCAGACGCAAGAGACAAAAUGCUGCUGCGUAAAGUCUUUCAUUUCCAUUAUUGUAAAGCUGCACAGGCCACACAUUCGCACGCACUUCUCUGAGCGAUGUGCUAAACUCUGGUGGGUAAACGUUUAGCAGAAAAGGUCUUUACAUCCUAGGUUCACGCUGCAAUCCGCUUUCCACUACCUGCACAUUCAAGCAGAAAUGAAACAUGCUGAAGCAGCGAAAUGACUCGUUUUAAUAUCUAGCUUUUAUGUCAAAGUGAUACGCUCACGUUUAGCGUUAAAAGACAUACAUAUACACAUUUCUGCCGCAGCAAAUUUGGAAAGUUGUCACUUAACACUAUGGAGCCCCGGCUGAGCUCCUGAGAGCUGCUGGCUGAUAGGUGUUGUAAUGUUUUGUUUGAUUAUUGUUUCCUCACGUCUGUGUUUGUCUGAAAUCAUGUUUCAUCACCAACUCUAUGCAACGUUUGCACAGCUACACGAACAGCGCGUCUCAUCUGUUAUUGUACAGUUGCUCUACAUUCCUGCCCCUCUCUGUCGUCCUGACACACACACACACACGCACACACACACACACACACGCCUACAGCUAAAUUAGACCUGCUCACACUCAUCUGUAGAUGUUAACGUGUAAUUUCAAAUAUUUCAGUGAAUGUGGGGGCGGGGGACAAACUGCAGCGGCACUAUGGCUGUCAAAUCUCAGCGUAACUUUUUUUUUUGCUUGUUUUAAAACUGCAAUGAGUGCCUGGUUCUGUCUAAUUCUUUUGCUUUUUUUAUUAUUAUUAUUACUUUGUCUAUUAUUUAUGGAGUUUUUGGUUUUAGACGUUAAUUGUUGCUAAAACUUUGCCAGAAAUGUGGUAUAAAGAUGCUUAAGCCUUCAGACUGUGGCUGUUACAUGUCAACUUGACUAGCCGGGUGGAGGGUGAUUAACUUUCUGUUUUUGACAUGUUUGGGUAAUUAAACUUAAAGAUUUAAUUCAUUUUUGGAGAAAAAAAAACAAACAACAAAAACGCAAACAAACUGCGGUAACACUGUCACCAAAUGGUGAAAUUUAUCACAGAUAAGUUUUAAGUAACAUGAAUGUAAACAGUCACCAGUCUGUUUUUUUUUGUUUUGUUUUUUUAAAUAUGAAUUUUGCUUCUGAUGAUUUAAUUCGCUGGCCAACAUAUGCAACAGUCAGACGUUUGAGCGCUAAGGUUCUGCCAGCCGCCCCGUUAAUCUGUCCAUUUAACCGCCUCAUGUUGCUUUGACCGCUCGGUUUGUCUGUCGAUGUUUAUAUAUGUGUACAUGUGCUGCACAGAUGUAAUCACAAGCAAAAUGGCACAUCAUUUCGUGCAAUUGAUUUAUUUUUUUAGUAUUUAAACAAUUGUUUUUUUUUUUUUUUGGUGAGAACAUUGUACCAGAUGUUUUAUUUUGAGGUGGGGGGAAUGUAGAGAGGGUCUUACCCAUGCUGCGGACAGCUCAGUUGGUUAAUGAAUGGGGGGGAAAUGUCUACUAAUAAAAUCCUAAUUUCAG
Xiphophorus maculatus (southern platyfish) is the source of this 5219-nucleotide messenger RNA. Its product is annotated as oxysterol-binding protein-related protein 2-like. The record is from RefSeq and is a predicted model, not a curated record. Gene Ontology annotation, cellular component: intracellular membrane-bounded organelle; cytosol; membrane. NCBI's taxonomy places the organism in Eukaryota, Metazoa, Chordata, Actinopteri, Cyprinodontiformes, Poeciliidae. The transcript is spliced from 14 exons. Gene Ontology annotation, molecular function: cholesterol binding. The coding region runs from base 418 to 1842 and encodes 474 amino acids.